Molecule: messenger RNA, 745 nt
Organism: Acaulospora morrowiae
Lineage: Eukaryota; Fungi; Glomeromycota; Glomeromycetes; Diversisporales; Acaulosporaceae
Source: the annotation of a GenBank genome assembly
ACCUCCCGCAACAGGUGAAGAGUAUCUCCGUAUGGUAAGGUUGGAGGCGAAGAAAUCACCAAACGUGUACGUCUCCGAUACUCCAAUCCCAAAAAAUGUUUCCGGUGGAAGCGGCAGUAACGUCAAGGUAGCCGGAUGGGUGAGGAGAGGUUGGGAAAGUACAAAGACUACAUUGGUCGAGGAACAAGAUAGGCGAAAUAGGGAAGGUGGCCUGGUCGAUGAGGAGUGGGAAAAUCGAUUUCUGGAGAGAUUCCAGAAUUUACGAAAGGCGUUACAACUGUACAUGGUUAAGACGUCAAAAGAACAACAACCUUCGUCAAAUGAUCCACUUCGUCACCCGGUGAAACUACCAAAAUGUCAAGACGAAGUUGGGUGGUCAAGGUUCUGCUACGGCUUGAAUUUUUCGGAAGUUGAAACGCCGAUGGAAGUUGAUGUAAACGAUGAAGCAGCUGCGAUGAUGUUACCCAGUUGGAAUAUGAUAUCGAGAAUGGAUCAGUCUACAACAAUUGCCCUGCUUUCUUAUCACAUCAAAUGGUUAAACACCGGAAUGUCCAUCAGCAUGUCUCAGUGGCUUUUUGCUCUGCUCAUUAGAAUCGACACACUUUUAACCCCUGGUCAGAUGGCAAUUCUCAGAGGACUUUGUAGAAAGUGUAUAGAGAUUCGUAAAAGUUUAAUGAGGGAAUUACGCGCGAUGAAUGACGAAGACGACACAACUUUGGCUUCGAUAAACAUGAUAAUUACAAUA